Molecule: messenger RNA, 11869 nt
Organism: Orbicella faveolata
Lineage: Eukaryota; Metazoa; Cnidaria; Anthozoa; Scleractinia; Merulinidae
Product: FRAS1-related extracellular matrix protein 2-like
Biological process (GO): anatomical structure morphogenesis; cell communication
Cellular component (GO): membrane
Source: RefSeq, a predicted model, not a curated record
UGUGAAUUUUUUUUUUUGGUAACUGAUCUUUUUAGAACAGUUACAAUGUUAGUUAUGAUGCAAUCUUCAGAAUCUUGCAAGUGUUUUGGCGAGGAACCCAGCAUGCAAAUAAUUGGCUUUCUCCGCGGGAACCUUUUACAUAUUCGAAUGUUUAGUCUUUUCACAACUUCUGGAUUUUUUACGAUAAAAUUUGAAGCAUUUUCAAAGCUGCAGCCGGACAGUCCACACCUGUCCGGGCCUGAAACGUUCUCUCCUUCGUGUCAAAUCUUUAAAGUCGCACAUUGUUAACAAGGUAGAAUACUUGUCUAUAUAUUGCUAUAAAUCUUAUUUCAACUAAUCUCCAGUGUUAAUGAGCUUGUCUGUGCGAAAAUCUCUGAAGAGAUGACGUUUAAUGCGUGGUAGAUUGAUCUUACAUAUCGAGAAAGGAAGUACGAGAUACAAGUCAAACUUCGGUCAAAGUGGCAUGGCCUCACGUUUUAGAAAAUGAAAAAUUGUGGUUUAGCGGGCGUUUCCAGCCUUUCUUUGUUACAGUACAACCUAGGGAGAUUUGGUUCUUUUAAAUGUGUUCAAAAAGUUAGAAUCCUGCGGUGAUAAUGAAAGAAAGAUGCGAAAAUUUAGUCACCGUUUUCCACGUCAAGAUAAACAAAUAGAGGCAGCGAAGUGUAAAUCCGUUACCACUUUGGAAUUGUUGCCUCGCGCGAGACGGAAAAUUAAUAACUUAAUUUACGGGAGGGUUUUCCUGUGCUUGACAACAACACAAAGCCAGGGAAAACAAUGGAAAAUAUCAUAUUAUUUUUAUUGUGUUUAUAAGCCGAGCUUAAGCAACUUAUCUGCUUCGUAACUCUUCAAGCGCCUUAGCAGAUGUUUCUAAUUUUUACCAGCAUGUGUUGGCGCCGAAGAAAAAAAUAGAAAUUUCAGGAAUCAGAGGGAUUUGAUCGUCGCCUAAUUGACUGGCUUGUUUGUUGCUAUCACGGCGUGAACACAAUAAGAAAAGAAAAAUCGUUUCUCAAACCCCUUAAUGCUAAUAAGAGCGUGACAGUUAAUUUUGCCAGACAUCAGUUAACCUCGGUUAGAAUCUGAUAUUUCCCGAGAGCAUUUCCGCUCAGUAAGCCGAAUUCAGCUGGUAUAACAGCUCCGCGUGCUGCCUUGAAGCGUAGGUCUACCAAAUUCCCCAACCAGGUGGUCUGAGCAAGUUUGCAUAAUAUUUUCAAAUAUCGUACACAAGGAGUACAGAGCGAAUAGCGGUGUCAAUUUGUGGUCGGCCAGAUAAAGGUGUAAAUUGAAUCUUUUUGAGCGCUGAUGUGCAGAUAUAAUAAACUUUUGUUCGAGUCGGUUUCCGGUAACAUCAUUAACCUCGUGAAGAAAACACUUGGCCAGAGUCGUUGCAAAGCAAAAGAGAAGCAAGCUUUCGCGGGUGCGAAGCGGGUCAUUUGUACCAAGUCUAGUAAAGUCACAGCAUCUCAGAGGAUUUGAAACAAUGCACGGACUAUUAGGCCUGUUGCGUGCCGUCUGCCUCCUCCAGUUUGUAUUUUCUUGCCAUGGAUUUCUCCGAGUGACCAAGUUAUCGCCGAUCGCUGUAGAACUUGGACGGUCUGUGUUCCUGGAUCCGGUGGGUGAUCUUAAAAUCACCUUUCCCGAAGGAGCCGAUUGUAAGGUGUCUGUGUUACGCAAUGAUCCCUUAUCGCAGAGAGUUGGUUUCUUGGUGCCAGACAUAUUCCCGUGUGACUUCUCUCUGGGCGACGUCCAAUACUCACACUUGGGGUCUAUGUUUUUCAUGCAGGACUUCGUUAAGCUUCAAAUCCGCGCGGACACGGACACACAGACUCGUUUAAUUCCACUCAAUCUUCAUGUGACAGUUUCGUUCUCGGACAUGGAAAUCGUCAACAAAAACCUUCCCAUCACCGUAGUUGAACUCGGGGGCAUAUCCACAAGUAUAAACAGCGAUGUACUUGCGUUCAAAGAUGACCCAAACAAAAUAUGCUCCGUGACGAUUCUGAACUUCAACAACGGAAUAAUUCCGCGAUACGGGCAACUUGUAAACGUGACAAAGAAGGAAAGCAACUCGGCACAGUACGAGUGUGGCGAAUUCUUACGCUCCAAUAUUCGCUAUCAACAUAAAAAGCUUUCAUCUUCUAAUCGGGAUUUUAUUCCCUUGGUCGUAGAGCUUAUCGAUCAAAAUACUCAUCGAAUGGAGAGGGAAUACUUUCAAAUAAUCGUGCGUAUUUUGGAGGCUCGAUCGAAUCAACGGCCAGUGGCUUCUUUUCAAGUUUCCAAUACCGUAGAAGUCAAUCAGUACACGUUUGCGCCGAUAACUUCUGAUAUCCUUGCCGCCUCUGACACGGAAACCGAUGCAGGCGAGAUAAUUUUUAAUAUCACUCAAGCGUUGCAGCCCGGAGAAGGUUCCUUGGUCAACACGGAUGACCCUUAUCAACCGCUGACAGCUUUCUAUCAGAGAGAUAUCGAACAGUUUAAAAUCGCCUACAGGCCGCCUGCAAGUCAGCAGAGCGAACUGCGCAUGUUUCAAGUGCUUUUGGAGGCCGUGGACACAGAAGGCGCGAAAUCUGAACAAAUUUCGCUUCUGAUCAUGGUGAAACCGACAAAUAACGAGGCUCCUACGGUGACGAAAAACGCCGGACUCAGCUUGUUUGAAGGUCAAUCACGUGCGAUCACUGAAAAAUCCAAUCUGGCCAUCGCUGAUAAAGAUAACUUCAAUGAUGUGCUGCUUAAAGUGAUUGGCGGUCUGCGGCACGGAGAGCUCAGAAUUAUGGGGCACAAGAUCGAUACUUUCAUGGCUACCGAUCUGGAAAUACCUGUGAUAACUUAUCACCAUGACAACUCAGAUACAUACAGUGAUAACAUCAUAUUCCGCUUGAGCGAUGGCAAACACGAUAUAAAGUUCUUGUUUCCAAUCACCAUAGGUCCUGUGGACGACACAGCUCCGAUGCUGUUGUACAACACUGGCCUGACACUGGACGAGGGGGAUGUUGCCUUGGUCGACCGGUACAUGCUCAGUGCGACAGACAUUGAUUCCGAGGACAGUCAAAUUCAAUUUAAGGUCAUCAGCUUUCCAAACUUCGAAGAGAAUUCAGGUUCUUCACUGUUUCAAGAAAACAAUGUCGGUGUUUUGUCCCUGCGAAUGAGAAGUCCCCCCAGACGUGGCGAAAAUUGGGUUUUACAAGACGACGGUCUCUAUGAACAGAAUGUCACUCAGUUCUCUCAGUCUGAUAUUAUUAACAGAAGGCUCUACUAUCGACAUCUCGGCAGAGAGCUUUUCAGCGACGAAAUAGCUUUUGUUAUGUUUGACCAAGCUGACAACCCUAACGUAUCGCCGAUAAAAACUUUCCAGGUUACCAUCCGAAGAGUCGACGACUUACCACCAUCUCUGUUUCCUGGAUGUCCUCUGGAAAUAACCGCUGACGAGUAUGGAGUUGUGGAGCUCAGCGAGGCUGUACUUCACUACACGGAUAAAGAUUCUCCGGACGAGGAACUUACGUAUUUUAUUACAAAAGAACCACACUUCAAAGACGAGAAUCCGAACAUCACUGAGCUAGCGGGCGAAAUCCUCCUUUCAGAUAUGAAAAUGAAAGUGUCACGUUUCACUCAGCUUCAGGUGCGACACAAAAAAAUAAGUUUCAAGUCUCCUGAAUUAGAACUUGGCACCAGAACUAGAUACGCCCAGUUCGAGUUUUCCGUAUCUGACCUAGCAGGCAAUACGAUUAAAAAUCAGGUGUUCCGUGUUGUUCUGAAGCCAGUCAACAACCAGGCUCCUCGUGCGAUAGUUCAACCUUUAGAAGUUACAGAGCUAAGCCAAGCGACUCUUGGAAAUGAACGAUUGAAAGUAUUCGAUGAAGACACACAGGACGAGGAAGUAACUUUCACUGUGACCGCUGUACCGCGUUAUGGCGUUCUCCUCAAGGACGAACUGGAAAUGCAGUAUCUUGAUACCUUCAAUGUCCCGGAUAUUACGAAUUCCCGGAUGCGGUAUCAGCACGUGACCAAGGGCGAGGCCAGUGAUGAGUUAGGGUUGACAGUUGAUGAUGGAGUCCACAAGACCAACUUCCUCUUGGAAAUAGCAAUUAUUCCAGAGCAUAAAAACGUGACUUGUCAUGUGUACAACAUGACAGUGACAGUGAAAGAACACUCACGAAAAGCCAUUAAAAUCCACACGACUUCUCAGACUCCACGUGACACAGAGAUCAUACUGCGUAUCGCUAGCCCACCCCGGGUGGGGAGAAUAUUACGUGAUGGCAAGAUGAGCUAUGAGUUUAGUGUCCAGGACUUGGAAGCAGGGUUGAUCGUUUACGAGCACAUCGGUAGGGAGACUGGACUCCAUGGAGACAUGGAUCGUUUUAAUAUGACGCUUUUAAAUGACACGGAGACCUGGAUUCGAGAAGGCAGGAGAUAUGAAGCUGUUGAUGUGGUUACAAUGAUCCUACCGGUGGACAGCCAGCCACCCAUGGUGAGCAGAAUCAAACAGCUUGUGGUACUGGAGGGCGGCAAGACUAAGCUCACGUCACGCCAGUUAACAAUCACUGAUCCCGACACGCGUGACAGUGACGUAACAUGCAGCGUCGACGUCCAACCAACAGUGGGGUUCCUGGAAAAUGUCACGCCAUCUUCAGGAUCAGAGAUAAGUAACGCUGGAAAACGCGUUACUUCUUUCACUAUUGACGAUAUCCGAGCUGGAAGGAUUAGCUAUGUGCAGGACGUGUAUGAGGGAAGCGAGCCGACCAUGGACUGGGUGGCUUUUUCUUGUUCAGAUGGCAAUAACACUUCACCGAGAUACUUGCUCAAUAUUGAUAUUAUCCCGCAAAAUGACGAGAAGCCUCAGAUUUUUACGCGCGAUUUCUAUGUGGACGAGGGAGAUGAGAAGUUUAUAGACGUGACUGUUCUGAACGCAGUCGACAAUGACGAGCCUCUUGACGAGUUAAUGUUCUUCGUCGUCACGCCACCUCGUCACGGAAUGAUUACAGACAGGCGGAAGGGUGCCACGAAACCAGUACCCAGGUUCUCUCUGACGCAAAUCAAGAAGUCGACCUCAAUCGUGUAUGAGCAUGACGGAAGUGAAAGUACAAGUGACUCUUUCACCCUGAGCGUGUCAGAUGGUAAAUUUAACACAACUCGUUCAAUCCCCGUAAUUAUAACUCCUGUCGAUGACGAAGAACCUACGUUGUAUGUGAAUACAGGCUUGCGCAUCGCGUCUAUUGGCGAAAGCAAGACUAUCACGCCGAACAAUCUCAAAGCCCAGGAUGUGGAUUCCCCGGAUGAGGACAUUAUGUUUGUAGUGCGCAGUCCUCCACGGGCAGGGUUUCUCAGGCGGAUAAAUGUUAAUGGCUCCGUUCAAAUCUUGGCACAAUGGCAAAGAUUUACUCAAAGGGACAUUGAUGAAAGACGCAUAGUUUACUCACAAGAUGCCAACAUCCCCAGCGAGAGAGAUAUGAUCAAAUUCGACUUGUCUGAUGGGAAAAACACACGAUUAAAUCAAGACUUUUUUGUGGAAGUUAGCGCCGGGGACAGGAUUCAUCCUACAGUAAUAAACAAGGGUGUGCGAUUAGCCCAGGACUCCCGUAUCAUUAUCUCAACAAAUUUCUUGAGCGCCAGCGAUGCUGGAAGUGCCAAUGAGAAGCUGCGGUAUUUCUUAGUUAAGCAGCCGCAAAAGGGACGUCUGGAGCACUUGGAUUUUCCGGGAGUGCGGCUUGAUUCAUUCACUCAACUUGAUUUGGCGGGAAACAAAAUUGUCUAUAUUCACACGAGCAGGGACGAAGCUACAGCGGACAGUUUUGACUUUGAGGUCUCAGAUGGAACGAAUGGUGUGGUCAGGACAUUUUUGGUGACACUCAUUAACAUAGAUAACAAAAAACCUGUGUUAAUUUACAAGAAACUCGUGGUAAAUGAAGGCGAGAACGUGUUAAUUACACCUUUUGAGCUUCGCGCGGAAGAUCAGGACACCCAACCUGGGAAUCUUGUGUACACAGUCACGCGUGUUCCUCUGCAUGGUUGGUUACUAAACAGCGGGACGCCCUCGCGUGUGUUCACGCAAGAGGACAUAAACCUCAAUCGUAUCUCUUACGCUCACGAUGGCACGGACGUGGACAAGGACAGUUUCCAGGUCAAAGUCAGCGAUGGAAUGGAUAACGAAUUUUACGUGUUUCCGGAUACUGAGAGCCUCGUUCGCGAGCCACGUGAGAUCCACGUGGUUGUUGUACCCGUGGACAACAGAAUUCCACAGUUGGUUCUUAACCAAGGAGCCACUAAUCUUGAAACUUUACCCUGCAAUAGAAUUGGGCUUGUAAUAAGAAGCUCUGCGUUAAGAGUGGAAGACCUGGAUAGCAAUAAUUCUGAGUUACUUUAUACUGUCACUUAUCCACCUGUCAACGGAAUGCUUGUAAUACAAGGGAGAUAUAGCAGUAACAAAAGCGUGUCGAACUUUACUCAAUCUGACAUUGACGCAGGGAAUAUCUCGUAUGUCCUUCACAACGGACACAAUGCCACAAAUGACGCUUUUGAUUUUGAUGUUUCCGACCCUGCUGGAAACACGCUCCGCUUUCAACGGUUCUCUUUAACUUGGGCCUGGGUUUCGUUUGAGCGUCAAGACUACCAUCUGAGCGAAACAGACGGCGUCGCGCGUUUUGUUAUUGUUAGGAGAGGCUUCCUGGGAGACCCUUCUUCCGUGCGCAUGAACGUUGAGGGUCUUACCGCUACCCAAGGCCAGGAUUUCUUGCUGGCGGGCCCUGCGCAUGUGCAGUUUAGUCCCGGACAGAGUAGGGCAGAGUGGAAGUUACACGUGCAAGAUGACGGCAAUUACGAAGGCAAUGAAACUUUACAGGUGGAAUUAACAAGUCCUCAGAUGUGUGUCAUCAGGCCGCCUAGGAAAGCUCACGUGACCAUAUCAGAUCCAGAAGAUGUUCCAACAGUGGAAAUUGUGCGCAGUCACCUUGUUGUAGAGGAAGACAUUGGAGCAAUAAAAAUUCCUUUGAGACGAACUGGAGAUAGCAGCCAGCGAUUGUAUGUCAGUUGCGUGACCACCUCUCAUGCCGAGGAGGAAGGUUGGGCCACAGGUACCCUUCCCACUUCAAUAUUGUCAUAUUCAGACUUCAUCUUAAGGCCUGCUAACAAAGACAGCAUGAUCACAUUUGAAAAGGAAGAGACAACCAAAGAAUGCCCAGUUAUCAUUAUUGAUGACUCUCUCUACGAGAACGAAGAGAAGUUUUAUGUAACACUGAUUUCGCAUCUUGGCAGCAGAAUAAACAGUGAAAGAAACUCCAGUGUUGUUGUCAUAGCACCGGAUGCAAAGGAUGAGCCAAAGAUAUUCUUCAAUAGCCCAUAUUACUCUGUGGAUGAGAGUAUCGGUAAGCUUGGUGUCACUCUGAAGAGGACCGGAACCGAUCUUUCCAAACCGUCGUCUGUGUUCGUGAGAUCGAGGCAGACUGAUCCGAUAUCCGCACGAGCCAGUGAAGACUAUAUCCCCCUCAUUCAAAUGGUUUACUUUCCACCUUUCUCCGAGCAUCAGACAAUGCAAGUAACCAUCCGUGACGACCAAGGUCUCCCCAGGGUAGAGGGGACGGAGAAAUUUGAACUCGUACUUAGGACUCCCAUCAACACGGGGAUUGGAGAGACAAGCAAAGCUGUCAUUGCUAUCGGCGACUUAGUGUCUGAUUCGCCCAUGAUACAAUUCGACAAGAUAUCUUAUUCCACCAAUGAGGAAACCGGUACCCUUAAUGUUGUACUCAUGCGCACUGGGGACUUGAGAUCUACGUCAUCAGUUCGUUGCUACACGCGCUACAUGACAGCGGAGGUGGAGCGAGACUUCAAAGAGCGUGCCGACACAGACGGCUCGCUGAUUGUGUUUAACUCCGGAGAGAACCGGAAGUUCUGUCCUGUGGCAAUCAUCGACGAUGUCGUGUUCGAGGGCAGAGAGAAGUUCCGGUUAAAAUUGGGAAGCGUGGACAAGGAUAGUCGGAUAGGGGAGAGGAACGCUACAGUGAUAACCAUCGUGGAUUUGGAAGAUCAACCUAUUAUUGAGUUUACGAAGGAGCGAAUAUUUGUAGUGGGCCCGGCUGUGGCAGGUGCCAGUAGAGAGGCACUCAUUACAGUGAAGAAGACCGGAGACCCUACCACGAGAUCAAAAGUCAGGGUGUACACGCUGGACGGAUCAGCAAAGGCUGGCAAAGGUUAUCAGCCUGUUACUGAGAUUUUAGAUUUUUCGGGAAACAAAUCAAGUCACGUGGUACCAAUCAAAAUACUGUUUGAUGCACACCGGAAGAUUCGACGUGCGUUCACAGUCCACUUGAGCUCGGACAUAACUGGCGAGAGCGGCCUAGGACUUAGGAAAGUAAUCGUCUACAUCGAGCAACCGUCUACGAAUCCUGCAGUAACGUUUCCGCUGUCACCAAAAGUUGUCUCACUGCGCGACUAUGAUGACGUCAGUGGGGCGGGAUCAGAAAUUAUUAUGGGUUAUCCGCUCAUAUGUGUUACGGCUUGCGAUCCAAAGUAUCCUCGCUAUGCGGAAACUGGUUCUAUCUGCUCCUCUCAACGAAUCGACAAUAGUUUGACGCAGUAUCGCUGGCAAGUUGGAGACGAGCUCAGAGACCUGACUAGUGACACGUUUUUCACUAGAGCUGACCGAGUAACUCUGGAUAGUGUGUACCUAGUGCCAGGCUCUAGAGUGCGAUGUGUCGCGCGUGCGGUUAGUGACCGCGGUGAGCUGGGCCUUGAAUCGACCAGCGCUCAAGUCAACGUGAGCUCUAAGGAGGGGCUUUGUGUGUCACGUGAUCCUCAUCGUGUUGGUUCCCAACAGAUCGUGGCGAGUAUUUCAUUUACAGGAGCAACGGGUGAUAAAUAUUCCAACAAAGUUCAUAUUAAAUUAGUCCUUCCUCAUACAGACGGACUUCUACCGCUCAUAUCGACCAAGAGGUUGACAAACUUCAAGCGAAUUCUUCGUCCAGGCGUGCUAAGAGUAGCACAACACAAGUGCUCCAACCUCUUGAACUCGAAUGAACUAAUCACGAACUUCGGUUUUGUUACAAAUUCAGUCAAAGACCGUAAAAGCAUGAAUGAAGGUGAGCCGUAUCAGUUCAGCGCCGGGCUGAGGAGUAACAGUACAUUGCGCUUCUAUAGAAAUCUCGACCUUGAGUCGUGCGUAUGGACUUUCAACAGCUACUACGACUUAUCAGAACUUACUCAACAUUGCGGCGCUUCAGUGACGUCAAAUGAACAAUCACGUAAUAUCGCUCAAUCCCAGCUUACUGUACGAGUACCUCUGUAUGUGUCUUACGUGUAUCGUGUACCGAAGAACAGAGGAGACUGGAUCCACUAUGACCACGCCAUGUUUCUGCGCCUGCAUCUUACCUAUGACACCGCAGUUCUGUUAAAUAAUGGCGUGCAAACUCCCGAAGGAGGUUUGUUCAACGGAGAUCUUUGGCCAACAGCUAUCUCCGUACGCGAGCAAGACAAAAGACUCGUGGUGACAUUUAAGACUAAAACAAAGUUUCGAGGAACGUAUUUGAUCAAAAACCCAAACACCCAAGCAAUGGCAGUGGUGAUGUCACGUGACCGUCCACACCUGAGUUUCGCUUUGAGCCUGGUAUCUAGUGAACAAACGUUUGACUACCCCCAGCAGACUUGGCGAUUUCAAUCCCAGUAUGCAUUGCGAGAUUAUACGGGUGUUUAUUUUAUCAAGCUGAUACCUUGUUCAACGGAUUCAGGGGUGAGGUAUUCAGAACCACCCACGUGCCACCCACGUGAUCCAGUGACUUUCACUCUGCCAAUCAGGUUCCAGCAGGUUCCUGACCCAGUGCCCGCGCAAUUUACUCUUUCUGCUAAGUUUUUACUGUUGGCUGAGCGGGAUCUGUGGUUGAAUAAAGACACUGAUAAAAUGGGAGAUUUAAAUGUGGAUGCAGCAUUCUCCAGAGAUUCCAAGAUCUAUGGUCGUAUCACUCUACUGGAGGGCAGCGGUCUCGGCAGGGGUAGUAUGGGGUAUGCUUUGGCCGCCGAGAAGGUCUACUUGUGUACUGGGGUCGGAGAGUUUGUUCCUACGUACGAUCCACUGAAGAACAAGUUUGGAUGUAUGGCGCGUUCAUUGUACUUGGAGCAUCGGCUGAAAGUUCUGGACAGGGAAGAGCCUGAGACAACAGACAAACAUCUUGGCAAUGUAGCUUUUGAGGCAAAGUUUGCUCAAGAGGAAAUCGUAGCAAGUAACUUCUCCGAGGAUCCUGGAUGUGAUGGAUUUGUGAUGAACAGUGCACCUCUGUUUGAGGUUCCCAGGAACCGGAAGUGGUUUAUGCACGCUAUUUACUCCGUCACUUCCGAUAAUCGCCCAAGGCCCGCUCGCUCAGUUGGAGGUUCCACCACUGAUGAAAACCACGUGACCUCUCACAUCUUAUCUGAAGUAGAUAGCCGCUUAUUCAAGCUUUCCCACAGGUUAUACCGCCGCGAUAUUGGAGACACACAUGAAAUAGGAUUGCAUGGCCAAGGAACAAACAUCAAGAUGAUACGCCUGUUAUCCGAGCCAGCGGAAACACGACACAAUACGACAUCUGAAGAGAUCAAGCAGAUGACGUCAGACACACCCCGCGAUACAAGCUUAGUAAAUCCGCUGGUUAUCGGUAUUGCGGGAGUUUGUUUGCUACUUUUGAUUGCAUUGGUGGUCGUGGCUGUCAUGUUUAGAAGAAGACUGCUGACACAGCAAACCCAAAACUCUCCAGCCGUGGAGACCAGUUCCACAGAAGUUACCGUGACACAAGCUGGAGGGGUCUCAGUGUAACGGAGCAUAUAACAUAUACAGCAGAUCAUGUGUAAUAUAUUCAGUCUAUGAUCAGUAUUAAACAGCUCGUAACACGCUUCUAAAGCUAGCCAUUGACGUAACGUUAACGCACCAUCGUUUUUGACUGUUAUCAUGUCACGUAUUCUUGUGUGAUCGUAAUUACUUUGUUCCGAAUGAGGUCACAGGGAACAAUUUGAUUUGUCACGCAGCGAAGUCAAGGGUCACGCGACGAGUAAGAUAACAGCAUCACUUCUGAUUCAAGCAGUCUCGCACGAAUCUGAGCUGGUUAUAGUUUAUAUCAGGAAGAAAUGAGCAGUAAGCUCACUUCAGUCAAUCCAAGAGAGAGUUGUUGUUGUUGCAAAGCUUAAACUUCAGAAUGCUUUCGUAAACAACCGUAAGCAGUCUAUAGCAUAUACUAGCAGAAUAAAGCUAGCUAAGAUGAGAGAUCAUGGUCAAACGUUAUCAAAAACCGAAAAUUUUACAAAAAUAUUUAUUCCUUUCGAGAUGAUACCAUGGUUAUGAUAGCAUCCAAAACCAACUGAACAAGCUACCUUUUUGAAGCGUGCGUGCUUUAAUAUAUAAAGAGGUUCCAAUCUUUUUAACAAACAAAUUGCUCAGCUCUUAAGAAGACUUUUUACAAAAUAACCGUUAUUACAAACCCGUUAACAAAAACAGUUACAUACAGCAGUAACAAACAAUGCACCCUAAUAACAAGAAAUAUGGAACCUAUAAAAACAGGUUAUUAAUCUAUACUAUAAAUUUCAAUAUGGAUGUAUAAAGAGAAGCUUAAGUGACAUCAACGAAGACAUGGGGGAAAAGAGACCUUUUUACCUAUUACAUAAAGCGCUAAAUGAUACAAUUCUACAGGAACACAACUUGAUAAUUACAUGCUAUGACUAACCAAUAAUAUUUGUAUAAUAUUUAUGCUAGGAAACCAGCUGACCACAUAUCAGCUCAUCAUUUAUCUGAGAAAGAUUAAACAUGUUAUUUUAAUUACAACUGUAAUGAUUUAUUUGUGAGAAUUGCCAUGGAAACUUGUCAGUAAUAAGUCUUGUUUACACUAGAGUAUAAGCAUAAGAAUAAUAAACAUAUACAGACGCGGUAAGA